Paramecium sonneborni is the source of this 486-nucleotide messenger RNA. NCBI's taxonomy places the organism in Eukaryota, Ciliophora, Oligohymenophorea, Peniculida, Parameciidae. The record is from the annotation of a GenBank genome assembly.
AAAUAAGUAUGAGUUUUAGUCAUGAAUAAUUGAUAAAAAUGUUAAAUAAUGAAUCCUUCCAAUUAUCUGAACCCACUACACCAUAAGUUUAACCAAAAGAAGAUGAAACAUAAUUAUUAUAGAGAUAGUUAUUGGACUUAAUGCAAUAAAACUCAUAAUUUAAUAAUUAACUAACCAUAAUUAAGGAUUAGAUAGUUAAACAAGAUUGUAAAAUAUAUUAAUAAAAUAGGUAUAUUUUAAAAUUUGUCAAAAACUAAAUAUAGAUUAGAAAGUUAGUUACAAGAAUAAAUGUAAAAAAAUUAAAAAUUAUAAGAAGAAUGUGAUUUGAAGGAUUAGGAAGAAAAAGAAUUAAAAUAAUAAGUAUCAAUAACAAGACCCAAAAAAAGAUUGUUUACUUAACAAAGUGUUGGCAAAGUAGUAAAUUUUAAUAUGACAUAUAAUAAUAAUUAGAAGAAAAAUUCAGUUAUUGUGUCAAUAAAAAAGUGA